AUGCCAUCUUCCGAUCCUCCAACCAUUGCCGAAACCACUCCGUCAGACUCUCCAGCAGCGCAAGCUCAAGGGAAGCCACAAGGGAAGAAUGGAGAUACGAAGCCGGUAAACGCACAAGAUGCGCCUGCGACGGGAGAUGCAAAAAUGUCCAAUGCAGAGUUGAAGAAGCAGGCGAAGGCAGAGAAAGCUGCUCGGCGGCAGCAAGCUCUCGCAGAGAAACAAAGCGGUGCACCUCAGGUCACGAUUUCAGCAGUACCAGGUCCACAGCAGAAAGCUGAGCAACAAAAGGGCGGCAAAGGCCAGCAUAAGAGAGGCGCUUCGACUUCAGUGGAUGUGAGGAGUCUGCCCGUCAGAGGGGCACCAGCUGUUCCUGCGAUUCCUGCGCAGCCCAAAAAAGAAGACAAGACGGUCGAAUUUUUCAGGCAUUUGUAUAAGCAGAGGACAAGUACGAUUGCAGGCGCGAGUAAGGAAGUGCAUCCUGCGGUGUUAGCUCUGGGACUGCAAAUGAGCAAUUAUACCAUUUGUGGGAGUUGCGCUAGGCUUGUCGCGACACUGCAAGCUUUCAAGAGAGUUAUUGAAUCAUACACUACACCUCGAGGUACAUCCUUGACGAGACAUCUUACAUCACACGUUCUCUCACCUCAGAUUGAGUACCUGUCGUCGUGCCGGCCAAUGUCAAUAUCUAUGGGAAACGCGAUCCGUUGGUUGAAGCUUGAAGUAUCGAAGGUCGAUAUUAGUACUCCAGACUCCGAGGCGAAGGAAAAUUUAUGCGACGCUAUUGACAGAUUUAUCCAGGAGCGAGUCACGUUUGCCGAUCAGGUUAUUGCUACCAGCGCAGCGGACAAAAUUAGAGAUGGGGAUGUGAUCAUGACAUUUGCAAAAAGCAGCAUCGUCCAGCGAUCUCUGGUUGAGGCACAUAAUGCUGGGAAGAAAUUCAGAGUUAUUGUAGUAGACUCACGACCAUUACAUGAGGGAAAGCACUUGGCAGCGUCUUUGGUGACUCUGGGGCUGGAAGUCAAAUACUGUCUGAUCAAUGGGCUUAGUCACAACAUACAGGAUGUGACGAAAGUGAUGCUGGGAGCUCAUGCGAUGCUAAGCAAUGGCCGCUUGUUUUCGAGGGUGGGAACCGCUCUUGUGGCUAUGGAAGCCAAUGAUGCAGACAAGCCAGUAUUGGUUCUUUGCGAAACCAUAAAAUUUACGGAAAGAGUGGCUUUGGACUCGAUUGUUCACAACGAGAUAGCUCCAGCGGACGAGCUCGUGAUACCUGGUGGAGCUCUUGAGAAGUGGGAAGACAUGAAGAAGCUUCAACUCUGCAAUCCGAUGUACGAUGUCACUCCGGCCGAGUAUAUUCAGAUGAUUGUCACAGAAUCAGGGAACGUGCCGCCAACUUCAGUUCCGGUGCUACAUAGGCUGGGCAAUGAGAGCCAGGGCUAA
Cadophora gregata is the source of this 1434-nucleotide messenger RNA. RefSeq lists its product as uncharacterized. NCBI's taxonomy places the organism in Eukaryota, Fungi, Ascomycota, Leotiomycetes, Helotiales, Ploettnerulaceae. The transcript is spliced from 2 exons. The record is from RefSeq and is a predicted model, not a curated record. Bases 1 to 1434 code for a protein of 477 amino acids.